Caenorhabditis briggsae is the source of this 1014-nucleotide messenger RNA. Gene Ontology annotation, molecular function: oxidoreductase activity. The transcript has 5 exons. The coding region runs from base 1 to 1014 and encodes 337 amino acids. Lineage: Eukaryota; Metazoa; Nematoda; Chromadorea; Rhabditida; Rhabditidae. The record is from RefSeq and is a predicted model, not a curated record.
AUGCACCGACCAAAACUAAGAACCAGAAGUUCAAAACCAGAAGAACCAAUGCGUAUCGCGGAAAAAGUUUUGCUUUCAUCUGGCUACGAAAUGCCAGUGAUUGGAUAUGGAACGUGGCAAAUUCCAAAGAGUACAGCCGCGGAACAAGUACGGGAAGCACUGGAAUUCGGAUACCGUCAUAUUGAUAUGGCACACGGCUUCAAUAAUACAACAGAGAUUUUUGAAUCAAUCAGAGAUUGGAUGAAAGUUCGAAAAUUUCAAAGAGACGAAAUUUUCUUAUCAGCAAAAAUCUGGAAUACACAUCACUCAAAAGCAAAAGCCACCGAGCAAAUCGACGAGAUGCUUCAGAUGCUCGAUACACCAUACAUGGAUUUGAUCGUCAUUCACUGGCCAUACGGUUGGGCGGAAGAUGAUGGGAUGUUUCCUCGGGGAAACGAUGGAAAACCAAUAUUUUCGAAUAUCGACUACCUGGAGACAUGGGAAGCUUUGGAAGAAGCUCAUCAAACAGGAAAAGUCAGGUCGAUUGGAGUUGCCAAUUUCAAUUUAUCCCAACUGGAUCGUAUUUACACAAAAGGAACCGUCAAACCGUCCGUGUUACAAGCCGAAAUCAAUCCAUACUUCACUCAAAAAGAUGUAAUUAACUACUGUAAAGCGAGAAACAUUAUGAUUACUGCAAUGAUGAUAACCGGAAAUCCUGGAUCCACUUUUUAUCGAAAAUAUGAAGAUCCAAACUUGCUGUUCGACGAAACAUUGAUCAGUAUUGCGAAAAAUCAUGGAAAGACUGUCACCCAAGUUCUCAUUCGUUGGAUCCUCGAUCUUGGUCUCGUUGCUCUGAUAAAAUCCAAUGAAAACAAAAGAAUUCGACAGAACUUCAACGUCUUCAAAUUCAAAUUGACGCCCGAACAAAUUGAGCGCAUCGAUUCACUCAACAAAAAUUUCCGUAUUUUAUGGCCCAUCCUUGGAAACUACAAUCAUCCACACUUUCCUUGGCCAUACAAAGCGGAUAGGAGCUAA